UCGUGUCGUCUCGUCACCGGUGUUUAUUUAUUUAAUUUUUCUAGUGAAUGUGAUUUAAUGAUAAAUUCCAUGAUAUUAAAACAAAUUUCCGUAUUGUGUGAUACUUCUUCAUCAAAUGUCUCGUAAGCUAUUGUUCUCAUACGCUGAGCCCAUUAUGUGGAUGAUCAGAAGUGUAUUUUGAUUGUUACGUAAAAUGUUUAAAAUCGAGUCAUACAUCACACCGAUCCUGCUUAGCUAUGUGGACAAAUAUGUACGAGACUUCAAACCGGCGGAUGCUCAGGUGUCGCUAUGGGGUGGGGGUGUGGCGCUCCACAACCUUGUGCUCAAGGCGGACGUGCUCCAGCAAGAAGUGGCGCUGCCCUUCACGCUGGUCUCCGGCCGCAUCCACGAGCUGCUCAUCCAGGUGCCGUGGACCAAGAUCAUGUCCGAGCCCAUCGUCGUCACCAUCGAUACUAUCGAAUGCGUCCUGAGUUUGAACCCGCCACCAGCCGACGAGUCUUCGUCGCCCGAGCCGCAAAGAAGGGCGCAAGUCGUGGAAGCUCCGCCGGGCUACAUGCAGGCGCUGGUGCGGCGCAUCGUCAGCAAUAUCGCGCUGCGCGUGCACCACCUCAUCGUGAAGUACGUGCAGGACGACAUCGUGCUGUCGCUCAACGUCAAGCAUCUAGCCGUGGACAGCGCGGGCAUGAACUGGGAGCCGGCUUUCGCUGACAUCGACCAAUACCAGCCGGUGAUCAGGCGUCUGGUGCGCCUGGACGACCUGACUCUGUGCCUGGACCGGGCCGACUCGGACGGCAAGAUUCGCUUCUACCAGGAGCCUUUGCUCUACCGCUGCCAACUUCAUCUCAGGGUUCUCACCCGAUUGGUGUCGGCAAAGACUCGCCGCGCGAGCAGCCUCAGCGUGCACCUUCGGUCUUCCAAGCUCGCGUGGGGCGUCACCAGCGACCAACUGAUACUCCUUCUGCGACUCCUGAGGGAGAGGCCUUUGAUGGAAGACAAGCCGCCCCCACCUAUCCCUAAAUCUUCUAUGUCCCAAAUGCAACCUCUACAUGCCACGUCAUCGAACUCGGCAGAGCCCGCGCGCCAGGGCAGCUGGUCCGACUGGGCGUGGUCGUGGCUUCCCACGUGGAUGGACCGCGAGGGCACCGCGGAGGAGACGCCUAGCCCGGCCAUGCCGAUACCAGUCCACUUUGUAGCCUACUUGGAUGAUGUGUCGCUGGUCUUCAAGGUGAUGGAGCUAGAAAGCGGAGUGCGCAAGCGGGCUCGUCCCGUUUUAGAACUGUCUGCAACUCACGCGGCCAUCAAGAGUUCCAUCCGCUCGCCGACCCUGAUAAAAUUACGUAUCGGAUUCAGAUCCAUUUCUCUGUUCUCACGCGGCAAAUGCGUCUGCGGUCAUCUUAGCUUAGACGCCUUAAAAGACGAGCCUACCUCAUACCUCCACAAGUGCCAAACUGAAGAAGAAGAGGAGCCGUGGGUGUGGCCAGAAGAAGACCUGAGUGACAUCAAAGUGGAGCUAGCGCGCGCAGCUGACGAAGAAUUGCGGUCGUCGCCAUAUGUCCCGACCGACUUUCGCUCUAUGACCGGGCAGCCCUCCCAGCCAGACAUGGGCCAAUCAGAGGAAAGCACAACCCCUUCCCCAGAGAUGACGGAGGAAAUGGACGAGCUGUGGCUCAAAAUGGCGCCGGUUUUGUACGCGGAAUACACUCACGAGCGCGCGCCGCCCGACCAGUAUACGAAUCCCUAUGAUAAUCCCCCGAUUGACUUUCAAUUCAGUGAUUGGGCCGAGGCAUGCAACAUAAAGGUGCAGCUGCGGCCGCUGGAGCUGCGAGUGUGCACUGAGCUGCUGCACCGGCUGGCCGCGCUGCAGGCGCUGCUGGCCGAGCUGCCGCCGCUGCAGGAGCCAGGUAUGACGUCACCAGCGACGCGCCCGGCCCGAGGCGGCCGCGUGACGUCAGCUGCGGCCGCUGGAGCUCUGCGGCCGCUGGAGCUGCGAGUGUGCACUGAGCUGCUGCACCGGCUGGCCGCGCUGCAGGCGCUGCUGGCCGAGCUGCCGCCGCUGCAGGAGCCAGAACUGCCAUUGCGCACGCUGACCGUAGAAGAAUGCGACUCCCUUCUCGACAACUUACCGCAGCGGCGCAUCACUAUCGACGUGCACGGGCUGCGCACGCGGCUCGUGCCUUGGGACCACUCUAUGCACGAGCGGCCGAGCGAAAUCCCUCUUACCUUGGACCUAGAAGUCCCCAAGGCUCUCUUCGUGGUUACUGGACCGUUGUACCCGCAUAGGGUGUGUUCUGCAGCAUGCCAGCUGCCCAAAGACUCGGGUCCAUUAUGGAACGGCGCUCGUCUCCACGUGUCGGGGUCGGUGACGUCAUUGCAAGCACAGCUGAGCGCGCCCGGCGACGCGCAGCCGCGACCCUGCGCACGCGCCGAUAUUAAAUUCGUGCUGCACGUCCUGCUACACAAGGCGUUCUUCAGCUCGAGAGAAAGCGUCGUGGUCAGCUACUCGGUGAAGAUACGUGAAGCGAAUAUGUGCGGCUCGGCAGCGCGGUUGCAGGCGGCGUGGCACGUGCCUCUCUCGCUUCUACGAGAGCGCGCCUCGCCGCAGCUCAAACACACCACACUAGCGCGCGACGCACUAGGCGACGAGGAGUCGGUGGCCAUCGACGUGACGCUGGAAGAGCUGGCGCUGCGAGGGUACCUCACUAGGCACGUCAACACGCACAUACUAUCUCUGCAGUCGGCGCGGGCUACUGCUUACCAUGCACCCAAAGGCGCUGAUCUCAAACAAGCUUGGCUGUUCUCUGCACCUGACACACCAACUACUACGCCGUACCUAAGAACCGCGAUCCAAUGGUGCACCACGCCGAUCCCCAACUCGUUUGACUACGUCGGCAUGUGGACGGAGCCCACGUCUUUCUGCGCGGACCCGCUGCUGAUCGCGUGGCUAGCGUACAAGCCCACCGUCAAACCAUACACAGAAUCCACGACUUACAUACCGUCAGCAAAGACGGUGCCGUCCACACAGUACUUUUUGCGACGACGCCCUACGCCACCGUCGUCCAGCGGCAAGGUGACGGCCAGCCGCAGCGGCUCGGGCGCGGAGCUGGUGCACGGGCGCGCUCGCAGCGGCGGCUCCGGCAGCGAGCCCAGCGAGCGCCGCGACAACAAGCAGAGCCAGCAGACGCAAACCCCAGCCCAGUCGAUCUGGUGGGACGGCUCGGCGCUGGUGCGUCUGCACGCCCGCCUCCGAGCAGCGUUAGUGAGUGUGGAACUCGGCCUGGCGUUGCUGUAUCUGGCCAGUACUUCGGCAAGUGCGGUUGACUGCGCCACUGUGCGGGACGCUAUGGAAAGACACGCGGCUGAAGUGCAACCCGUACUAGUGCUCAGCUUGGGCCGGCUGUCGAUGCACUCGAACUCGUCGAAGAAGCACCUGUGGCAAGAGAUCCGCCACGACGGGCCCACGUUCCUGACCAACGCCAGCGUCUCCGGCGGUCCCACUGACCAGCCCCGCCCCGAAGACGACUCGUUCCCGUGGCGGUUACGUCUCGCUGACGUGUCGUGUUACACGCUCGAGGUCCGCUUCCGGCCCGAGGUGUCGAGUCGUGACCGCAUGGGCGGUUUGAGGAGCCAGCUCAAGAUGACGCACGCCAUGCCCAAGACUAUGCUGGAGCUGAUAACCACUACUGUCACAAUAUCCGUGGUGACCCGAAGUAUGCAGAUCAGGACCUCGUUGAAGAAGGAGCCGAAGAAACAUCACAUGGAAACCAGCACUGAGGAAGAUAAACUGAAAUACUUCACUUCUGGCAUCGACUUCAAACCGUCAACUCUCAAGGAGUUCUUCCGUGGACCGGCUAAAAGAAAAAAGUCCAGACAAGAAAUGCCGAAGGAGACCCAGCCGGAGGAGCCGGCGGCGCCGACGACGGUGAGCGGGCCGGUGGUGUCGCUGGGGGUGCACUUGCACGCUGACACGCCGCCCGUGGUGCUGCGCCUCGACCACGAACAGGUACACCUGGUCGCGUCAGCUCUUCACGGGCUGCAGCACAUCGUGACGCUGUUGCAACGGCCACCUAUAGUCCCGUCUAAGUACUCCUACUCAUCCCUCGGGGGCUCGCAUCGAUCACUCAUCAGGUCUGUGUCGGAAUUAGAAGAAGUGGAGAGUGAAUCGGACACGCCAAGCGAAGAAAAAUCUGGACUGAUUUCGAUAUAUGAAUCACAAUCGCGAUCAGACAACACCUUCAAAAUGAAGACAUUCUUCUGGUUCCAAUGGGUGGUGAGCAGGGCGACCUUAGUGGUGGCGACACAGAACGUUAAGUUUGUGUUCGACGCCGACGACAUCAUGUCCACUGUGGAUCUCCAAUCACAUUAUAACCAGCUCAAAAUCAAGAUUGCUUCUGCCUCUGUGAGACACUAUGAAAGAACGGGUAGUACCGAAUGGACAGCGGGCGUGUUGGGCGGGAGAGUGCUAGAAGCGAGAGAACCAACCAACGCGAAAGAGGAGAACUACUUCAUGUCCGUAACUAUAACUCAGGCACAAAUAUCCAAUCUGCCUUCAAACUGGAAAGAAGAGUUACAUCCGAAGUUAUUGGAGCAGAAAACGGGAAUCGACAGUAUGUGGGAGAUUUACGCGACGGUGGCGCCGCUCGAGGCGGUGAUCCAGCCGACUAUCCUGGAGAAUGUUGUCUCUCUCAUACAAGAGUUUGCACCGCGGUCCUUCUGCCCUCUCAGCGCGGAGGUCGCACAAAGACCUAGCAACUGGCAGUGGCCGUUCCUCUACGUGAGUGCAGGCGGGCUGCGGCUACUCAUCACCAGUGAAGAUGAAGAUACGAAUGCAGACGACACUUUCAUGAUUGUCCUUGGGAAAGUGACCGUAAACCCGCACCCAGAGAACCCGAUAUGCAGGCGUGCCGUGGGCGCGGUGAACGACAGCGGCUGGGUCGGCAGCGGCGGGCCCUUCGAGGGCCGUCAGUACGAGGUGCUCAUCACCAACUUUAGCGUGCGCUCGGCCCAGUUCAGUCAGCUCGUCUUCCAAGAGGCAAGUGAAAAAGAGAUGAUGCAAGGUACUGUGGGAGAAAAUCCAGCUUUGAAGUGGACCCAGCCCAUUGUGUCCCCGACCAUCACGUCUAUGUUACACCCGGUGGACAUAGGCUGCGUGCUCGCGCCGGCGGUGUUCGUGACUGGCGCGCUGGCUAGCGGACCGGCCGUGGAACUGAAUCUUGUGUCGGACUGCGCGCUGGACGUCAGCGUGCAGCAAUUGGCGCUGCUGCAGCGGGUGCUGGGUGACGUCACGCACGCGCUGCACGCGCACAAAGGUCCAGGACUAGUAAUAUACGAAGAAGAUGAAAAAUGCCCAUACGCGUCAUUGCUGAUGCAGUCUACCGGUUUCGAAGACCUUCCUUCGUUACAAAGCGAUUCACUAUCUAAUGAUGAAACCCUGAAAGGCCAAGAGAGCGAAGCCGGCGGCGGCGUCGCGGGCACUAGCGGCGCGACGGAUUCCGGCGUGGACACGGCGGCCUCGCACUCCACGCUCAAGUCGAGUCCGCGCGCGCACGCCGAUCUCUCCGCCGGCCUCAAGAAGUCCAUGUCUGUCGCCUUCGUGGAUCACCUGGCCGAAGCGUCGGACUAUCUGGAGGUGUUCGUGACGAUGGGCACCAUCGAGGUGUCGCUGUAUACGGAAGACGACAGCAGUCCCGAGGUCAUCGCGCUGCGGCCUCCGCCUAUGAGCGAUUCGCCGCCGCCGCCGGAGCCCGUGCAAGUCAACGUAAUUUUCGACCAAAGCGUGCCGAACCCGGAAGACCUGAGCUCUGACGACAGCAAGACCAGGAGCCUCACGGAGACCAUUCGCCACGCGGAGGCCGCCAAGUCCAUCGUGGAUGUGCAUAACUUGGCACGCGAGCGUCGCGGCGAUGGCUGCCUGCCGCUAAUGCACGUCACACUGCACCAGCCCAACCUCUACUACUGGCGAAGGAAGGCGCAAAAGAGUCUGCAGGUGUCCCUAUUCAACGCAUGGGUGGGACUCGGCGCGGGCCUGAACGAGAAGAUGUGGAACGCGCCGCUGUUUAGCACGGCGCAGGGCGCGCCCGACCCUGUCACCGACAUCCCUCCGGCCCUCGCCACUAUGAAGGCCACGGCUCCUGUGGCUACUGGCAGCAACACGAAGGGCACCAUCCGAUUGGACGUGGAGCGGCCGGUGCAGCUCGAGGUGUGCACCGACCGGCUGCGGCGGCUUCGCGGCAUCAUGGCACUGAUUCAAGAUAAGAUUUCGCGUGCUGAAGAUAUCGAAACUCCAGUAGUGCAGUUGCCGAUCCUGUAUAGACUGCGUCGGUUUAUGAUCCAUCAAGCGAUCGAGAGCAUCACGAUACAGACGAGCCAGCUGAGCGUGUGCGGCGCAGAGGGCGCGGCGGGCUGCGACGGCGCGAGCGUGCAGCUGGCGGCGGGCGCGCGGCCCGAGCGCGUGUGCGCGCGCGCGCUGCUGUCCGCGCUGCUGCUGGCCGCCGGCCCGCCCGGGGACCGCCGCCACGUGCUGCUGCAGCCCGUGACGCUGGGCUGUGAGAUGGAAGCGGUGUGGGAGUCGUGGCGGCGAUCCGAGGGCGGCACGGCGGCGUGCGAGCCCACGGUCCGCGUGGGACUGGACCUGGACCGCGUCACCGUGGACCUGCGGCCCGAUGAGCUGGCUGCAGCGGGCCGCAUCAGGCAGGCGCUAAGGGACCUCGCCGUCGGCACAGAUGUCAUCCCGCCGGCCCCGGCGAACAGUGCGGACACAUUCUACCGCCAGAGGGGCAGCCGCCUGCGCCAGUCGUCGUCGCUCAACUUCUCGCAGCAACACCUGCGGGGCGUCGCUCUGGAGUCCGAGCCUGGCGACCACUACUAUAAAGAUGACUUGAGGAGUGGCGCCUUCAAGAUGGUGAGCGGCGGGCAGCUGCCCAUGGCGUACCAGGUGACGCUGCACGGGCCGGCGGUCGCGUGGCGCUACCCGCAUCCGCGCGCCAUCACGCGCAUCGUCGCUUUCCCGCUGCCGGAGAUGGAGAGCGAGGUGGAAUGCGUGCUGGAGCUGUACAGCCCGAUGCUGCAGUGCUGGCACGCGCACACGUACUUCCGUCUGCCGCUGGUGGGCCCGCGGGAGAUCCAGCUGUGUACCAGCGCGCCAGACACUGUGUUCGCGCAAAUGUGGCGGUUCCGAGCUUGCGUCGAGAACGAACCCGUGAACCGGCCCUUUGAGUUCAACAUAUACAAAUACAUGCCCAAAAAAGACCCUUUGCUGUCAGACUACCAACCAGAGAUGGAGUAUCCAGUGGGUCGCGUGCCGGUGUCCGCCGAGCAGCUGUCGUGCGCGGUGCGCGUGGACUCUUACUUCGCGCCGCGCGCGCUGCCGCGCCUGCGCGUGGCCGCGCGUCUGGCCACGCUCGAGCUGCACGCGCACAACUCGCUGCCCUUCCUCUCCAGCCAGGUGACGUCGCUGGAGGGCUACUACGUGUCGCGGCCGCUGAUGCGCGGCCACCGCGUGCUGACGCUGCUGGCGCGCGACGCGGCGGCGCACGCGCACUUCGGCUCGCCCGCCGGGUACACCGCGCUAUUGGCCGCCGGCAUCUCGUCCGACAUUCUAGAUUGUGCGACCGGGACGAUGGAACAACUCGUAGACGAGUUCCGCUUCCAAGGGGCCGUAUCGGUUCCGCUGGGACAGCUCGAGCGCGCGCGGUUCCGAAGCUGUGCCACUGCCGUGCAUGUGUCACUACACGUGCCCCGGCUGAGAACUCUACACUCGCUGGCCACUGAUUGGCGCACUGCCAUGGAUCAGUACGUCUGCGAGUCUGCUUCCACGGAGAUGUUAGACGAGGAGACAGACAGCGUAGUUAACAAUCGCGAGCUGGCGGCGGUGACGGCAGCAGCCCUGGACGGCCGCGUGGCGCUGUGGAUCCACAACAGCUGCGCGGCCGCGCUGCGUUUGGGCCAGGAGGGCUCCGACGAGAUUGUGCCGCUGCAACCCGGCGCACGACUGGCCUACAGAUGGCGAAGCCCGACUGCACCGAAAAGAAUACGCCUAGCACUAGCUGGCCCAACGGCUGAUUGGCAUUGGUCUAGCAGUGUUCCAUUCACGGCGGGCACGCACCGCGUUCGUUUGGAAGACGCCGAAGCGCUCGGCGGCAAGUCCAGUCCUGGUGGUGGCGUGUACGCCCACGUCAAAGUGGAGGAAUGCGGCGCGAGGAGGAACAUGCAGCUCGCUGGACGGCUUACCCUGGCCAAUAUGCUGCGGUAUAGCUUGUUGUACAAGGUGAGGGCCCGCUGCCCCGAAGAAGUGCACUGGGGCACGGUGUGCUCGGGCGAGCUUGAGCCCGAGAGCGUCGGCCGCAGCGUCAUCGCCGGCGCCGACUGCGAGAUGGCGCUCAAGAUCAAGUUUACUACCCAUGAUAUUGGAUGGUCAGGGGACAUACCCCUGAAGGAGUGCCCUAAAGAAAAUGUUCCCUGGUUAGUCAAAGUGCCGAGCCAGGGCGAAGUCCCGUACGUGUCGGUAUGGUGCCGCGUGGUGCGCGCGCGCAGCGAUGGCCGUAUCCUAGCCACCAUCUGGCCGCUGUACGUGCUGCAUUCGCAUCUGACGCUCGACACUGAUGUCCUGAUAGUGACAGAAGCAACAGUGUCGUACCAAGACAUCGCCGACGAGACGAACUCGGCGCCGCUGGUGCAGACGGCGCCGGGGCGCGGCGCUAGCACGCACCUCGUUGCGCCCGGCACCACGGCCGCGCGCCACGAGCUGUCCUUCCAGUACAGAAACAUCGACUGCCCAGUGACUCGCGAAGCAGUCCCGAUGCACUAUGGCGUGACAGACGCGUCGGUGUUCGACAAACGCGCGCCCGUCACCACCAUCGAUGAGGUUACGGAUGAAAUACUGCAAUGGCUGGAGCGUUCGGGACGAGAUGCGACGUCCCAGUGGCCAUACUCGCUGGUGUCAAAGCACUGGCCGGCCGCCUGGCAGCCGGCGCUCAUGCAGCCGCGCUGUGACGUCACGGUUCGUUACCAAGCCGUGCGCGCCGGCGGCGGCUGCUGCCUGGAACUGCAACUGUGUCCAUUGGUGCUGCUGUGUAACGCGGCACCCAUCGCGCUGACGUUGCGCGCGCACGACGCCGCGCCGCUCUGCAAGCUCGAAUCAGGGACGGCAAUCUCGCCGCCCUCGGCCGUGCUUAAGAAACCGUUCUUCAUGUCAGUGGAGAUUGGCCGCGAGACGUUUGUCAGCGGACAGCUGCUAGUCAGCGAUGCGCCGCCCGGCCGCUACACCUCGCCGCCUCCCGGUCACGUGACCCUCGACCGCGCCUGUCCCUUCGCCAUUCACUGUAACCACAAGGUGGCGCUGCUAACAAUGUACUACGAAAUCAAACACGAAAUUAACGUGCUCGGCAUCAGUCCUACGUACGUGCUUAUCAACAGUCUAAACACUGACAUACUGGUGUCAGCAGUGGCGGUGCCAAUAGAACCAGGUAUGAAUGUGGAUCUGCGCCCGAAGACGUUCAAAGUGGUUGAACCGACCAAAGAGGGGAGCAUCCACGGCAUGCCGCUAUGUCGCUUCUGGCUGCGCGGGCGCUGGCACGGCGGCGGCGCGCCCUCUGAGCUUGCGGCGUUCCUUUGCGUGGCGCUACCCGAUGGCGGCUACCCGGCGGCCGCGCCCGUGCCCGUGAGACUCGGCGAGCCGCCGCUGAGGCGGGCCCUGUCGCUUACAGACGUGGAAAAUAAGCCGGUGGCGGUGGUGGUGACGCAAAUGCAGCACGAGGGCCGCUGGCUGGUGGCGGUGGCGCGCGACCCGUGCCCGCAGCUGCUCGUGCACAACCGCUCGCACGCGCCGCUCGCAGUCGCGCAGCCCGUCGAGGGAGGCCCGGGGGUGGUCCCGGAGUGCGCGGGCGCGCGCUGGUGGUGCAGCGUGCCGGCGGGCGGCGUGACGCACUACUCCAGCCCGGCGCACUGCGCGCGCUACCCGCCGCCGCCCGGCGCCGAGCCGCCCGCCUCGCUGCCGCUGCUGGUGCUGGCGCGGGACACAGAGUCAGGCGUACACGCUUGGAGUGCGUCGCUAGCGCUUGCGCCGAUAGACGGCGAGCAACUAGUCCAGCUGAGCGCCGGACUCACGGUCAAGGCGCGCGUGCGAUCGCAUCCGCACUCUACUCUACUCGAACUUCACGACGUGCAACAGAAUGACAUAUCAGCGAGUGACAUCAGAAAACGACUACUUGAACCAUAUUUAUCGACAGAAACUGUAUCUAUACAGAGAAAGGAAACCAAAGAAAUAGAAAAGACAAGUUCACAUAAAUUGACACGAACAGGGGCAGAUGAAAAGCUACUGGACACCGCAAUAGCCCCCGACGAAACGGCCGAGUCAGCUCUGGACGUGAUAGAAGCAGACACGGCGACGCUAGUUGAAGCCACCGAGCUGGCCAAACAGGCGUCCGGCACGCAAGUGUCUGUGCCGAUACUGCCUUUAGAACAAGAGCCGGUAGCGGGCACGUCGGCAGACAACCUGGAAGUCGUCAAGGAUGCGAAGCUGUCGGAAGAUAAAGGCGAUAUAGGCUGGUCGGAGGACGCGCCGUGGGCGGCGUGCGAGCGCGCGCGCAUCGUGGUGUCGUCGCUGGGCGUGGAGCUGGCGAGCAGCGCGGAGGCGCGCCCGCUGCUGGCAUUACACGUGUGCCGUGCGGCGCUGCUGGUGCUCAGCGAGCCCAAGAGGACAAAAACGACGCUAUCCGUAGCAGGCUUCCAAGUCGACAACCUCCAAUACGAGAGCGGACAGUUUGACUUCGGCGUGGUGGCGUCGACGCCCACAGAAACCAAAGAGAACGACGACGAACGCUGGCCGCCGCUGUGGAGCAUGCUGGUGGAACGAAACGCCUUCGACGUCAGGGAAGACACGGCGAGGGUCCUAGUCCGGCUGCAGCAAGACACGUGGCCCGUUAUGGACACCCAGUGCACGGAGCUAACCGAGGUGGAGAUAUCUCUGGGCCCGCUGGCGUUGUACGUGGAGGAUGCGUACGUGAGCGCGCUGGUGGCGCUGGCGCGGCUGGCGGCGGCGCCGGCGCCGCUGGGGGACGCCGGCGCCGCGCUGGCCGAGCUACACACGCUGCAGGCGCCGCUAAGGCUGCAGGCGCUGCAUCUGCGCCCGCUGGAUCUCACGCUUACGCUCCACACCGCUGUGCGCAUGUAUAUUGCGCUAGACCAAAGCCCGCUGCGUCUGGGCGCAUUCCGGCUGCAGCGCGUGAUGACGUCAGCGGAGCGGCUCACGCAUGCGCUGACCGUGCACUACUUGUCUGCCGCCAUUUUGGGUGCCGGUUGGGUAGUAGGCGGUCUAGAGCUGUUAGGCGCCCCGGGAGCCUUAGCGGCUCGCGUGGGCGGGGCUUCAGGCGGCGUUAGGGGCGUGGCCUCAGCGGCGGCGGCGGCGCUGGUGCGCUCGCUCAGCGCCUGGGCCGGCUCGCUCGCCAGGAACCUGGACCUGCUGGCUGGCGACGAGGAGCACGCCAGGAGAGCCGCCGCGGCCAGGAGGAAACCGCCGCCUAGUCUCAUGGCUGGCUUGAGCGCUGGGCUGACUAACUUCGCCAUCAAUAUCCUCGGUAAGAACCUUUAA
Molecule: messenger RNA, 11584 nt
Organism: Ostrinia furnacalis (Asian corn borer)
Lineage: Eukaryota; Metazoa; Arthropoda; Insecta; Lepidoptera; Crambidae
Product: vacuolar protein sorting 13B
Exons: 80
Coding region: 194-11584 (3796 amino acids)
Source: RefSeq, a predicted model, not a curated record